Molecule: messenger RNA, 487 nt
Organism: Nylanderia fulva
Lineage: Eukaryota; Metazoa; Arthropoda; Insecta; Hymenoptera; Formicidae
Product: cytotoxic granule-associated RNA binding protein tiar-1-like
Molecular function (GO): RNA binding
Source: RefSeq, a predicted model, not a curated record
CUUCUAUGCACUCUUCUAGUAGUGUGCAUAAGAUGCAUUUAAAUAAAAUUAUACGAUUCGAAAUGUGUAAGUAUGCGGAAAGCUGCUGUGCUUAGCGGCUCGUGUCGCGUCAUAAAAUAGUUUUGAGCGUCAAUAUGUCAAACGAUAUAACGCCGAGAACUUUAUAUGUUGGCAACUUGGAUCGUGCAGUGUCAGAGACUUUAUUAUCUGCUCUAUUCUCGCACAUCGGCACCGUCAAUAAUUGCAAGAUCAUCAGAGAGCCUGGAAACGAUCCCUACGCAUUUGUGGAGUACGAAGAUCACACAGCAGCUUCCGCGGCGUUGACAACCCUUAAUCAGCGACUUUUUCUAGAGAAGGUAUAUACGUGAUUCCUUCCACGACGAUAACCGCCAGCAAUUUUUAAUUAACACGUGCGACAAAGGGAGCCAAAUGACCAGUACUGAUCGAUUCAUCGGCACUCUAACCACAUGCCUUUGAAUAUAUUCUU